UUGACUUAUCGAAAUUUGCACAGCAAAAAAAGGAAGCCUCGCGCAGUUUGUGAAUUAUAUCCGUGAUGUCAAUUAUUUCCAUUGAAGUUCCUAUUCAGUCGUAUGCUGGUCAGCUGCUCAUCGUCAAUGAUCUUAUUCUGCCGGACGCAGGCUCUCAGGAUGCAAGCAAGGCAAAAGUGUCGAUGAAGAAAAAUCAACGUGCAUCCUUCUUUGACCGCAACAGUAUCUAUAAAAAGAUAAUGAAGCACUUGUCCCAGGGCAACCAGGCGGAUGAUAUUAACAUUUCCGAGCAAGAAUGGCUCCUGGACGCUUUUUUGGCCGCCUUGGAGACCUACAUGAAACAUGUGGUCAAGAAGACUAUCGAAUUGUGCGAGCAUCGAACGAGCUAUCAUCUGCACAACGACCAGCGUUGUGUGAUGAAGAAUGAUAUGAGGGUCACGAUGAUGUUCCUCAACGAUCUCGAGAUGGCCGACUAUGGAUCAUCGGAUGACGAGACCGGCUUUUAUCGCAAGCGCCGGGCAGAAAACAUUGACGAGGAGAGAAAGGUAGCUCGUCUGGAAUCGGUGAAUGAUACGGCCUUGCUGGCCAUCGGCGGUCGAAAGCGCCCGGCGGAACAACCAGCCCCAGAUGGUGCUCCAAGUGGAUCAAAAGUCGGCAAAGUGCCCUGUGCUCCGAUCCAGCGAACACUUGCUCCGCGAUUUAAGCAUAUGAACAUCAGGGAUGUUCUGCAGUUUAUGGAGGAGGACAGACGCUACGCCCGGUCCAACAUGCUUUUCGAAGCAUAUUUGAAAUAUAAGUCAUAGUUAUGUAAUUAUAAAGACUUUCCAAAACAGAUUAUUCUGUUUUAUUCAGCACAUUAAAA
Drosophila sechellia is the source of this 862-nucleotide messenger RNA. RefSeq names its product no hitter (gene nht). Gene Ontology annotation, biological process: DNA-templated transcription initiation. The record is from RefSeq and is a predicted model, not a curated record. The transcript has a single exon. Gene Ontology annotation, cellular component: transcription factor TFIID complex. NCBI's taxonomy places the organism in Eukaryota, Metazoa, Arthropoda, Insecta, Diptera, Drosophilidae. Bases 66 to 803 code for a protein of 245 amino acids.